Exophiala bonariae is the source of this 1215-nucleotide messenger RNA. RefSeq lists its product as uncharacterized. The transcript has 3 exons. Gene Ontology annotation, cellular component: cytosol. Gene Ontology annotation, molecular function: 3'-5'-DNA exonuclease activity. The coding region runs from base 1 to 1215 and encodes 404 amino acids. Lineage: Eukaryota; Fungi; Ascomycota; Eurotiomycetes; Chaetothyriales; Herpotrichiellaceae. The record is from RefSeq and is a predicted model, not a curated record.
AUGUUCGGCUGUGCACCUACGACGUCGAAUGUCGUUCUGGAACCGGCAUAUCGGACUCCAUUCCAUGAUGAAGCGUGCAAUAUGGAAGGAUUAGACGUUACGCAGCAGGUCAAUGCCCGGAGAAGGUCAGUCCGGGCUCGAAUUAUCGGGCUUGGCUUACUCCGGAGACCUGUGAUAGUGGGCAAGUUCGAGGCCGCCAUCAGCCAGCUCUGUGAUUCUAUCAUUGGAAGCACCCCAGACUGGUCUGAUGACAACUCAAAACGGCCACGAGUAUCGUUUCGCAGACUCCAGAGGCUGAAAGCAAGGCCAAAGAUUGCAGUCACAUACACGGCCAACGAAUUUCAAGGUAUCUAUCGUGGUAAGAAACAGCACGAUGAAGACUUUGACGAAGUUAUCAAGCGCGCCGAAGCGGUUGGUUGCUCCAAGAUCAUGCUGACAACCAUGACGAUGCAAGGAGCGCGACAGAAUCUCGAGGUCUGUACUCGCUGGCCGAAAACUUGCUACAUGACGAUUGGAGUCCAUCCCUACCAUGCUGCUGAGCUAUAUGAUGGUACGACCAGCCUGCAAGAGCUCGUGCACUUGAUGAAGUUGCUGAUGCCCAUGGAAAAAUCACCACUUGUGGCCUUCGGCGAGAUCGGUCUGGAUUACUUCUAUCUCGAGCGAGCUGGGAAGGACGUUCAGCAACGCGCUUUCCUGGACCAGCUGGAAAUUGCGACGACAUUCGAUCUUCCACUGUUCCUCCACGUCCGAGACGCAUACCAGGAUUUUGUCGAUCUCAUCCGACCCUACAUGUCCAAACUGCCACAGGGAGGCAUCAUCCACUCCUUCGUCGGGACGAAAGAGGAGAUGCUCGGUCUGGUCGACCUCGGUUUCGGCAUCAGCGUCAACGGCGUAAGCUUCAAGACCGCCGAACACCUCGACAUGGUCCGCGCUAUACCUCUGGAUAAACUACAAUUGGAGACGGAUGCGCCUUGGUGCGAGAUACCCGGGAGUGGACCGGUGAUAGAGUAUCUGAGUGAUGCACCGCCAUUACCGAUGAGUCGCAAGCCCGGGAAGUUUGUUAGGGGGCAGAUGGUCAAAGGUAGGAAUGAAAGUUGUGUAAUCGAGAGGGUAGCUAGGGUAGUCGCGGGUGUCAAGGGCAUUCCGCUAGAAGAGGUUGUUGCUGCUGCUUGGGGGAAUAGUGUUGAUAUGUUUGGGUUGGGUGUCAACGAGUGA